Funneliformis mosseae is the source of this 549-nucleotide messenger RNA. The record is from the annotation of a GenBank genome assembly. Lineage: Eukaryota; Fungi; Glomeromycota; Glomeromycetes; Glomerales; Glomeraceae.
AUGAUGAUGGUCUGGUAUGGUACAAUUCGCUUAACUAAUACGCUAACGAUAUUGAUUAGUAUUUUUUCACGAAAUUUGAAUCGUACUGAUAGUAAUCCAUGUACGUUUGAAGUUCAAUUUAAGAAAGAUGGAAAAAUUGGAUUAUGGAACGCUACUCAAACUCGAGACAUAACUAAUUUGCAAGAUGUGUGUUCUAUUGAAGAUAUUUCUCCCAAGGAAGCCCCAUUGGAGGAUAGAAAAGACUUGGACUUACCUGGUACUUCUGAUAUUCCUUCGGAUAACACUUCAUCAGUACCAACUGAUUUGCUACCAGAGGUGACUUGCGAAAAUCAGAAUUCAGAAUCAUCCACUAGUUCGCAUCCUAUUUCUAACAAACCAUCAAAUAAAGAUUGUGUUAAAAUUGUUAAUGUGGAGGAAAGUCAUGCUGUUGAUCAAUCGCCUGCAAUCCAAUUAGCCUAUCCUAUAUCAAAAAAACAAAAUUUACCAAAAUUAACACUAUACGAGCUGAUCAUUGGACACAAUUACCCACAAGUUAAAUUUAAUUUUUGA